Molecule: messenger RNA, 4437 nt
Organism: Zygosaccharomyces rouxii
Lineage: Eukaryota; Fungi; Ascomycota; Saccharomycetes; Saccharomycetales; Saccharomycetaceae
Gene: TAF2
Product: transcription initiation factor TFIID subunit TAF2
Exons: 1
Coding region: 1-4437 (1478 amino acids)
Biological process (GO): transcription initiation at RNA polymerase II promoter
Cellular component (GO): transcription factor TFIID complex
Molecular function (GO): RNA polymerase II general transcription initiation factor activity; transcription cis-regulatory region binding; chromatin binding
Source: RefSeq, a predicted model, not a curated record
AUGUCUUUCCCCAAGGCUGCAACUCCUAGAAGUAGCCAGGUGACGCCUCUUCUAUCGGAACCCCAGCCCUUCCGCAAUUUUAAAAUUGCCCAUCAGCGACUGUCAUUAGAUGUUGACCUUUCCUGUCAUAAUGUUAAGGGAAUUGCAGAUAUCAUCCUGAUACCGUUAGUUCAAAACUUAGCGUAUAUUACAUUGGACUGUAAAGGAAUUAAGGUUAAAGACGUAUUGGUGGAAAAUCGAAGGUGUGACAACUACAUACAUGAUGAUCCUUUUAGAAGUUAUGCACAACGAUACACGCAAUCUGGAAAAGAUCCGCUGUACCAAUUCAAUUCUGUGGAACAAUCCCAUUUUUUAAGAGCAAAAUUCGCAGAUUUAAACGAACAUCCUGAGGAUCGUACUAAAUCGCAGCUUAUUAUAAAGAUUCCCUCAUCUAUCAAGAUAUCAUUACAGGAUGCCAAUUCCUUGACUAAUUACACUCCUAUUACUCCUUCAAUUAAGGGCACACCAGCUUCUCAAGAUGCAGUAUUCUCCCCAAUAAGUAUAAAGAUUGAGUAUGAAUUAAGCAAUCCUACGACAGGUCUUCGGUUCGACACAGUUGCAGAAAACCAACCCCAUCUGUGGAAUGCAUAUACAACGAACGCUGAGCUUGCAGCUACUGCAUCAUCUUGGAUGCCAUGUGUCAAUAUGCUUGAUGAAAAGUGCACUUGGGAAAUUGAAAUUAGCGUUCCAAGGAAAGUUAGAGAUAUUGGUACUUCGAAAGUUAUUGGGCAGUUAGAACUUGAUGGAAAGAAAAAGAAGACAGAGAAACAAGUACAUGAGGCGGAUGAUACGGGCAAGGAAGAAGAAACUCAUCGGGAGGAACAGCCUAAGGAAAAUACUGAUGGUCAGGAUUCCACUACAGAACAGGCGGAUACAAAACAGGAUAAUAAGGAGCAAAAGGAUUCCCACCACGAUGAAGAUGAAGAAGAUGAUUAUGAUAUCGCGGAAGAGGACGAGAGUAAUCCGCUUAACAGAGAUAUUCAGGUGUGUUGUUCCGAAUUCUCUACCAUGAAAGAAGGUGCUCACCCCACAGAUAUGUCCAAACGUCUGUUCUCCUUCCAGAUAUUUAACCCAGUGGCUCCUCAUCAUAUCGGCUGGGCCGUGGGAGCCUUCGAUGUAUGGGCUCUUCCUUCUCUACAAUCUAGAGAAGACGCAUUGGAUGAAGAUCCAGAUGAAAAUUACGAAGCAAAAAAAGCCAGUCAAGCAGAUAACAAUGAUAUUAUUGAUGAUAUCGAAAAUAAUGAUGUUAUUCCAAUAAGGAUUUACACGUUACCUACACAAGACGUGGAUGAGAAGACAGUUUUGAACACUACAAUAGUCUGUCAAAAGAUUAUGGAUUUUUAUGCCAAGGAAUUUGGUUCUUAUCCAUUCACUUCCUAUUCGAUUUUAUUUCUCCCCACAUUAGUCUGCUCCACAAUGGAUUUUGCAAGCUUGACGCUUUGUAACACAAGGUUAUUGUAUCCACCGGAAGUUAUAGACUCUAUGCUGCCGACAACAAAUGAAUUGGCUUGGUCUCUAGCAGUCCAGUGGGCGGCAGUGAAUAUCACACCAAUGGAAAUAAAUGAUAUAUGGUGCUGUUUAGGAAUGGCAGGUUACAUGGUAUUCCAAUUUUUGAGAAAAAUUCUGGGGAACAAUGAAUUCAAAUAUCGACUAAAAAUGAACAGUGAAGCAAUCGUUGAACAGGAUUGGGAAAAGCCACCUAUUGGGGCUACAUUCACCACUGCUUCAAUGCCCAUUUCGAGAACGAGCAAAGAUCUGGAGUUCAUCAAGCUAAAAGCCCCCAUGGUAUUAUACAUUUUGGAUCGCAGAAUGACAAAAACGGAGCGUUCUUUCGGAAUGUCACGUAUUCUCCCUAAGAUAUUCUUACAGGCUAUGUCUGGAGACCUGCCGAAUAACUCACUUUCAUCGUCACAUUUUCAGUACGUGUGUGAACGUGUAAAUAAAAACAAAUUGGAAAGCUUCUUCCAACAAUGGAUCUAUGGUUCUGGUGUUCCAAUCUUUAGAGUAACGCAAAGAUUCAAUAAAAAAAGGAUGAUGGUUGAAAUGGGUAUUAGGCAAUGUCAGGACCAAGAACUGUCACAAGAUAAAAUUGUGGGUAAAGAAGGCUUCUGUUCAAGUGCAUUGAAUCACUUACAACAUCCCGUCAGAGCAAUGACGCCAUUUUUUACUGGUUCCAUGACUAUAAGAAUCCACGAAGCAGAUGGUACACCUUAUGAACACAUAGUAGAGUUAAAGGACGUUUUCACCAAACUCGAUAUCCAGUACAACACAAAGUACAGAAGAUUGAGAAAUAGAAAGAUAAAUGUGGGGAGACCUUCUAAUAAAGCUGCUUCUCCGGAUUUGGAAGAAGAUUUGGAGUUCCAAGAAGAAAAAAUUGAUAACAGCGCUAUUCAGAGAUUAGGAACUGUUUUGAGUAGUCCAAAGGACUGUAAAGAUUGGGACCUGACGGACGCUAUUGUUACUACGGAUGGAAAUGAAGCACAAAGGCAGAAUGAGGCAUUUGAAUGGAUAAGAAUAGAUUCUGAUUUCGAAUGGAUUUGUAAAAUCUAUGUGAACCAACCUGAUUAUAUGUUCACUUCACAGCUACAGCAGGAUAGCGAUGUGGAGGCUCAAGUCGAGAGUAUCAAGUAUUUUGAAGAUGUUAUCAUUCAUUCUCCGAAUAAUUCUCAAAUAUACUCCUCCAUUUUAACUAGAACCGCCAUGGAUAAAAGAUACUUCUACGGUGUAAGAUUGGAGGCCUGUAAAGCCCUGGCUAGGUAUACAAUGAAAGACCACGACCCAGCCCAUUUUACGGGAGGUGCAAUGCACCUUAUCAAGAUUUUCCAAAAUUUGUUCUGUUACGAAGGAUCCAGUAUUCCAUUGAAUAAUGAUUUUACGAGUUUCCAAGAAUAUUUCUUGCAAAAAAAUAUCCCCAAAUUUUUGGCCUUAGUUAGAAACGAGAGAAAUGAGUGCCCACAUUUUGUCAAACAAUUUGUUUUGGAUAUCCUCACUUACAAUGAAAAUUCAGAAAAUCUUUAUGAUGACACGCAUUACCUAUGCAGUUUGAUAGAGGCUGCAGUUGACUGCUGUAUCAGCAAUAAAAAGGACCAAGAAUUUUUAAAUAAGGUACUGGAUCAACUACACAGGUAUGCCAAUCUAGAUGAUUGGAUGCCCACUUACCAGCUGCUUGUCAGAAGAAAGCUAAUGGCAGAGAAGUUGAAACUCAACACUGAAGGAUUAUACAAAUUUGAUGAUUUAAAUGAGGUCUUAGAGCAGACCCUAUGUGAGAUAAGCUUGACCUUAGACAAUGGUAUUCCAAGAUAUAGAGAAGGCCUUCAAGAUAUUACUCUGCUGGCAUUUAAGAUACUUUUGUUAGAAGGUGGGUUGAAGAACAAGGAGGCUCUGAAGUAUUUUUUCUUAGCUCUCUGUUAUACGCCAGAUGUGUAUGUCAAGGAAAAGUUGGUGGAUGUGUUCGUUACUAGUUUGAAUUUCGUUGCCACCGAAGGCUUGCAGCUAAAAUUGGAUGAUGACCUCAACUCUAUAGCAAAACAAAUCAAUCCCGAGAGCCUCUCCAUAGAUGAUACAAAUGAGGAUACUGUUCUCAUUACUGAGAAUCCUGAAUCUGAAAUUAAUGAGCGCAGACAACAGAAGAUGAGGUCAAGUAUUAGAGGAUUGCUCACUUUGUUGAAAAAACAAUUCAGAGACUAUCAACCUCUGAAGACUAUUUUGUGGAGUGUUUUGCACGUUCCGGUAACGAGUCUCUACCAGAAGAAAAGGUUGUUUGACAUUACAAGAAUCAUGUAUUCAUUGAUCGAUAGCUUUAAUGUCGUUUUGCCUAUUCCAAGAGAUAAGCGGCUUGUUGCCCGCUGUUUGGGUGAUAACAAGGUGGUCAUCAAGAGGGAAGCUCUUCUAAAGGUUCAUUUACCCCCAAAAAUAAAACUGGUCUCCAAGCCAAGCAUUACAAUGAAUGCUAAAUCAGCAUCGGCUUCAGCCGCAGCGCCGGCAGCCGCGCCAGUCGCUCCGGCAUCACCAGCACCACCAGCACCACCAGUGCAACCGACACUACCAGUACAACCAGUGCAACCAGUUCAACCACCACCUGCUAACAAAGUUAAGAUUAAUCUGACAAAAGCAUCUGCUAAAUCUAAAAAGUCUGAAAAACCUGAAAAACCUGAAAAGCCCGAAAGUACCACUACCCGUAAGUCCAAACAGACCAAGGGUAAUGUUGAUAAAAUAGGACUUUUACCAUUGAGAUUCGCUAGAAUUUCAACAGCUAAAAAAAGAGUCGAUAUCUCGUCUGCUCCAUUUAGUCAAAACGUACAAAUUUUGAAAGCUAAUAGUAGAUCUUUCACUUUAAAAUUAAAAAUACCAAAAAAGGAAGAUCAACUAGAACAGCCUCAGCCGCCAGAAGGACAAUAG